CCGAGCACAUUCUUUACAGAGAUGAGACGGAACUAUUUUGCAAUUUUCUGUUUUUAUGGAAUUGCAUGAAAAGUGUAUGAUUAGUAUUUUUCCAUAUAUGAAAAUUGUAUGACUAGCAAUUUUGGUCAACCCGGUUGAAUAGAAAUUUUGUUACAACUUUAAAUCGCGCACCUUCAAACCAUCAAAGCCAAAAAAAAUCAGACUUUUGGAGGACUUUCAAAUGAAAGUUUUCUCAGAAAUUUUAAAAAGGUUUUCCUGCAAAUAUAGGUUGGAGAUGUUUGCAUAUUUCUUACUAUCGCUACCGAAGAAAGCUAUUCAUAUUGACUAUAAUUUUAUUAUCUGAGGAAAAAUGGAAAAAGGCGGGUUUCGCAUAAAUGAUUUGACCGAUUACAUCCCCUGAAGAAGUAAAUGGUUUAAAUCAAUUGUAAUCCCCUACCCUGCAGACAAAAAAACAGCAAAUCUCAUUGAUUUUCAACUCCUUACAAUGUUUUGUUUUAUUACUUUACCCAGUGAAAGGUGGUUGAUAAAAUUGGCAGGUGAUGUCGUUACCCAAUCAAAUUAUGCAAAAUUUUCGGCGGUUUGGAGGCCAAAACACAAUUCAAUGUUUUCAAGCUGCGGUCUACAAAGAUAUUUCUUUCUUUUUCUAAGCAAUUUAUGCAAUUUUGUCCUCUUUUUUCUCAGCAUCUCGAGAUACGCUUGAAGGCAGCUUUCAUUCGCCACAUGGGAUUUAUUUAACUAAGGAUAUUAUUUUUAUCCCUUACACAUAGAUAAUAAUAAAUGAUAUUGUUAUAAGUUUGUCCUGGAGGUUUAGCCACAUGCAUACCAUUCAGUGAUUCCAUUGUAGAUAAUAAAAAUCAUACUCGAUACAUUUAUAAAUUUGUUAAUAUUGAAGUUGAUCGAGUGUUAGAUAAAUCUGAAACGUUUCAAUAAUUAUGAUCGGAUUGUUUAUUUUUUAUUGAAAUAAUCAGAACGAUAUCAGAAAGUGUUUUUUUUUCGUAAUUAUCUGGUUUCGUAAUUUUUCUGUUUGUCAAUUUUUUGAAAUUGAAAUCUAAUACUUUUUUCUCAUUAGACAAUUUUCAACAAACUUAUUCGAGUCAUCAUGUCGUCAAUGUUCAACAUGAAAUUAAUUUACUUGCUAUUUACAAUACUUUUUCGUUCCAUUGUUUAUUCGACCCUGGAAGCGAACGACCCUUCGGAACCCACUCUUCCGUUUUAUAACAUCCCCCUCAAAGGGGUGAUAGACGAAGGCUACUCUGCAGCCAUGGACAUCGGCACCCCGCCUCAGACGUUCAAUCUGCUGAUCGAUACUGGCAGUAGUAAUUUGGCAGUGGCAGGCACCCCUGUGGACUACGUACCCAGUGUAUUUCUGCACAAGCAGUCAUCCACCUUCAGCUGGUUAAGCGACAGAGUAUCCGUCCAGUACAGUCAAGGCUAUUGGGAGGGCGAACUAGCACGUGACCAACUCAAGUUUUCAGCUCUGCCCACUCGACCAAUCACAGCCGAGUUUGCAGUGAUAGACUACUCUGAGGAUUUCUUCUCGGAAGGCACGGAUUGGCAGGGUAUUCUGGGACUGGGUUACGAGACUAUAGCUGAAGAGGGCGUGGAGCCUUUCUGGGUGAGUUACAUCAGAGAACACAUCUUCAAGGACAUCUUCUCCCUCAGUCUCUGUGGGUUGCAGAGCAAGACUCACCUGGACCAGAGCAGUCCAGAUGGGAGAAGCAAAGACGAUGAUGAAGCCCAGGGAACGCUGACGUUGGGCGGUGCUGACCCGGAUGUGUUUGUGGGGUCGAUGCAGUUCACGCCCAUUGUGAGACCAGACUACUUUGAAGUGCUCAUCACUGAUGUCAAGGUCAACCACGACAGUCUCAGACUAGACUGCAAAGAGUACAACUUCCCUCGCUCUAUUGUGGACAGCGGAACUACUAAUUUACGACUGCCUGCCAGAGUUUUUGAUGCAGUGAUAUAUCAACUCACCAGUUAUGUCCAAACAACUAUGACAGACACGGAGCUGCCUGAGGAUUUCUGGGGUGGGGACGAAGUGAUCUGCUGGGAACCCUCGAACGAGAAAUUCAAUCUGUUCCCCACUCUCUCUAUAUCUUUUCUAGACAUCACAUCAACAAAUUCUACUCCGACUUUCUUUGACGUCACAAUUGUACCUGAACAGUACUUGAGUCCAGUUGUUUUUAAUGGUCAAACUCUGACACCAGAAUCGAAGUGCUUCAGGCUUUCAAUCAGCCGAUCAGAUGAAGGAACUGUUUUGGGUUCAACUUUCAUGGAAGGAUUUUACGUUAAAUUCGAUCGAGCAAACAGUCGGAUUGGAUUCGCGGUGUCCAAGUGCACUCGCUAUGCAAAUCUCGACAAACCACCCGCUGUGAGCGAGAUUCGAACCCUUGACGUGUCUCAAAUCGGGAAUAAUUACAACCCUCCGUUUGACUUGCUCGAAUGUAAAUUUAACAUGUACGAACCCGAUGAAAGGCCGAUUUUGAUUGCAGCUUACGUUUUGAUCAGCAUUGCUUGUUUGUGUUUGUUGCCCAUAAUCGUGACCUUCGUUCAUGGACAAUUUAUGGAAUGCAGAGACAAUGAUUACGACCAUGAUUCAGAAGAUCGUGACCAGUUAGUGAAGUGAACCAUGUAUGGCCAGAACCAGAAGUGAAAAAAAAAGUUUGCAUCAGUCAUAAUAUGGAAAAUAAAAUGGCAAAAAAUUCUCAAAAUGAACUGCCAAAAAUGUGUAAAAUGGUUUCGAGAAAGUGAUUUAUUUUUCGACAAAUGUAUAAUUCUUAAGAAUGAUUUGAUUUUGAAGUACUUUAAUGAAGUAACUUAACUUCAAUUUAAUCUAGUUUAGAUUAUAUUUAUCUCUAUGAGGAUCAAAAUUUACUAUUUUCAAAUAA
This is a messenger RNA of Symsagittifera roscoffensis, 2888 nucleotides long. Its product is annotated as beta-secretase 1-like. Lineage: Eukaryota; Metazoa; Xenacoelomorpha; Acoela; Convolutidae. Gene Ontology annotation, biological process: amyloid-beta metabolic process; membrane protein ectodomain proteolysis. Gene Ontology annotation, cellular component: endosome; plasma membrane; trans-Golgi network. The coding region runs from base 1100 to 2626 and encodes 508 amino acids. The transcript is spliced from 10 exons. Gene Ontology annotation, molecular function: aspartic-type endopeptidase activity. The record is from RefSeq and is a predicted model, not a curated record.